Messenger RNA from Linum trigynum, 6760 nucleotides. The record is from the annotation of a GenBank genome assembly. Lineage: Eukaryota; Viridiplantae; Streptophyta; Magnoliopsida; Malpighiales; Linaceae.
CUAAUUAAGAUAAAUUUACUCUAAUGCCCUUAUUUUAUUUAUUUUAGACCAAACAAAAAAUAAUUCAAUAAUUUUCGAGCUAUUUGGAACAGAGGAAUCAUAUUGAACAAUUUUGUAAACACUGUGAAACACGAUACUUAGGCUUGCAGACUUUGCAGAGGGCACCGAGGGAGUAGGGAAGGAAUGUGAAGGUUGGUUUCCAUGAGAAGGAGGGAUAAUGUGAAGCAGAGUGAGCAAAUCUGCUUUGUUCACAACAUGGGCUAGUGACCAUAUCAUGGCUUGCUUCGAAUUGAUCCACCACCGCCAUUACUCUUUAAUUUCCUCAUCACCAACCCACUGCUUCCUCCGUCAUCGGAUUAGUGACUCUGCAGGCGGCCGGUCAACUCGUCUUCCAUUUGGGUUGUAGCAGAAGCAGGGGAGGUAUAGAAACAGAGCAACAUGGAAGUUGCAGAUUCGGGUGGGGGAUGGGUGAGUGUAUCUGGUUGGGAUGGAUGGAGGGGCGAUUGGAAGCGGCGGCGGCGACAGUUUUUCUCGAGCCAUAUGUGAUGUUAGGAUUGAGUUGUGAUGGCGGCAGUUCUUCUCUGCCCAUAGUGGUCAACGGGUUUGGAGGGUUAGAAUUGAAUUAGGGGUGAUGUGUCAUUUCAGUAAAGUUUAGGGCGAUAAAAUUUAAAUUUUAGGGCGGCGAAUAGCAAUUCAGAAUUUCAAAUAUUCGUUCACAAUUGUGAAUUGUCAGUUCGUCACAGGCUCACAGCCUCUGCUCAAAUCAAAACCCCUAUCAUCUUAAACAAUUAUAGUAAAUUACAUGUGACACCACAACUCUUCUUCCUUUCUAUGAGUCAUCCGCACACUCCUCAAAAACCCAAUCAUUCAAUUACAGAGCUACAUAAAAUGGUGACUACCCACUUCGAUUCUCGCCCUUAUGAACCAGCCCUCAGGGGCGGAGCUACAGCUAGCCUAAGGGGCCCCGACCCCCUCGAGAAUCUCGGAAGUUACGUGUAAAAUUUUCGAGUACUUUGAAAUUUCAUAUAAUCUAAGUGUAAUUAACAAAUAAUUUGAUGUGUUAAAUAGUUUGUCAAUUUGAAUCUAGUCCACCGGAUAUGAUAUCUUAUAUAAGGCCAAUGUCAGGGGUUCAAUACCUACUAGUUGCAAUUUUUGUUAUGUUAUAAGUCAAUUACUCAAUCGUAUAUUUUGUUUUUUCCAAGUCCUUUUUUUUUGUAGAUUUUUCCAAGUCCUUUAAUUUAAAAGUAGGGAUUAAUUUUUCAAUUCGAAAAUAAGAGGAGUUUCAUUUUUAUUAAUUCUCACAUUUUUUAGGAAUGACGGAGUAAGAAACUUCGGCCUCCCCGAAUACUGAAUCCUGGCUCCGCCCUUGCCUGCCCUCAUUUGCUCCAAUGGAAAUCGUUGCUAGGAGAAAGACCAGAAAAAAGGGAGGAAGAUGGCUGAGCAUUCUUUGGCAGUGGAUUCAUGGAUGAGGGAAGCUCAGGAAGCUUCGAUUCUGAUGGAGGGUUUGGAGAACAAGCGGCACGUGGAUGCUGCAGCUGAGUCGAAGCUUGUUGAGCUCGGAAUCAAGCUGGAUUGCCUCGAGUCUCUCCUUCGCAACCCGCCUUCUAAACAUAUCUUGUAUGAUUCUUCUUCACUCUAAAUUAGUUGUUUCACACAUAUUAGAUGGAUUCCGAACGAUUAGUUUCGAUGGAUGGAUGGCCACAUUCUUGAAUUUGUGAGACAUGACGCAACUGAGUCAGAAUUGGGGAUUUUUGUAUCAUUCAUCCCCUCAAUUGUGAACCAAUUAAAGUCCAAACUUGGUCAUUAAAUGCAAAUGAUGAUUGAAUUUGAUAAUAAUUCAAGCAAAUUAGCAGCCUAAAGGAGGCUCGUAUUAAGGACUGUAUUUAAAUGGGCGAUCCAGCGAUGAUUGAAUUUGAUAAUAAUUCAAGUAAUUACCAUAUCCAAGUUCAAGAAAUAUCCACACGUCUUGAAACUAUCUGCAACAUUGAUCGUAGUUCAAAUAAGUAUCUUGUCGGUCAACACUUGAUCGCAAUUCAAAAGUGUAACUCCUGCAACAUUGUGUGUAUGACAAUUUGACUUUGUGGGAAUAUCACUCUUUUUCGAUUUGUGAUCCUGAGUUCGGUUCAAGAGUUUAUAGAUCCUCAAAGUUGAGUGUGGAGAAUUUUGUUGCAACUUCCUAUAACCUCUCUAUUUAUAAAUUGUUACCGACAGGAUGUUUGGAAGAACCAAAGGUUGAAUUUUUUUACUUUUCCUUAUGCGUCUAAGUGUAAAGGAUGAAAUUCGCGUGAGUGAUGUACUACAGAUAUGCAUUUGCAGAAAUGAGCAAGAGCUGGAAUAUCGCUGGAAGAUGCUAUCAGACUUCAGGCUAAGAACAAGAACACAAGCUUUUAGCCUCUACCGCACUCCCUCUCCAAUGAGGUAAUGGUUUAUGAUUAUGAUUGCAAGUGGUUCUUAUUCUUCAUCAUUUUCAAUUUUGGUAGCCUUUUCCACAUAGUUGCAACAAACUUGGACUACUAGUCUUUCUUUGGUGCAAUUCAGUUGAAUGAUUGGCUGAUACAAGCAUCAAAAGCCAUGAGCAAGGUUUGAAUGAUGGAUGACUUAGAUCAUAGGGUUUCUGAUAACUCAGAAAAAGUUACAGUCAUAAGUUAUUGGGCUAACCAUCUUUAUGUUCAAAAUGAAGCUCAAGUGGAACACUCUUCAAUCUCAAGACAUGAUCGAGAAAUGCCUCAACCUUUCUUUUAAGUCGACACCCAUUUGUUUCAUAUUAAUGAAAUAUCUCAGUAGUGGUUCAACGCUUGUGAUCUCCGUCAUUUUUUGCCUUCUGUUGCAGUAAGACGAUGCAGGAAGAAGCCAAUCACAGGUAACCUUGCCACCUUCUUCCAUUUGGUGGGGAAAAUAUCUAAUCCUUUUUCCUAGUUUCUUUUUUUACAUAGUUACUCAAUUUUUUAAUGAAUAAGCAGAUGAUGAACCAUAACGAAUCUCAUUUCGCAACGAAUAUAGUCAAAAUUGUGUGCUGGACUGUUUUUAUAUUUCUUGGGGCAGCGACACUUCUCUUCAUCUUGGUUUUCAUUUGCUCAGCUAUAUGAUCUGUUAAUUUGCAGAAAAGGUCGAGACUUAAACUUUAGUACAUAUUUUGUUAUCCAUUGUACAGUUUAGAAAACUGAUGAGCCAACUUGGGCAUAGUUGUGCAGUUAAAGUGUCGAGAUAUAUACAAACAAACGAUGCAGCUUUUUUUCUGACCCCAAGAUCAUUUCCAUGAUGUGAAGUUACCGCAUCCAAUGAUUCAAUGAUAUCUUUCAAUAUUCUGAACUAGUUCUUUGAGUUCAUCAUGAAAAUUGCAGAUACAUUGCGCAGACUGUCAAAGAACAUAACUUUGAAUGACAAAUUUUUUUAACCUGGGAGUUGGAUUGUUGCUCUUUGUCCUCGGGGUUUUGAAGCAUGUGAAUCAAAUUCAAAAUAUGUUCGAAUGCUUUCACUGACUUUCUCUUCUACCAUUACCCUUUUUGUUUGGAGACAAUUUACCAUUCUACUUAACUUCUUGUACAACUCUGCAAUUACAUUUCAUGUCUUCUUAGGUACAUUUAAACAUUUCCUCUGGGACCUUGUACAAUUUCUCAUAAAUAAGUUAUUCAAUUUUACUUCUCUCUCUUUUUCCUAUGAUUGUCCACAAGUGACGCUGAAACUGGUUUCUCGUAUGUCAAUGAUUGUACCAUUUUGCACAAGAGUGAAAAGAGCCAAUGCUAACUAGGAUUCUGUGAAAGAUCAUGCCUUUAUUUUGUCUUAGAUCUGCAUUUAAGAGAACUCGAACACAAGACUUACUUAACCUCCAAAAUAUUUCUAGAUAAAGAUGAGUGAGGGGGAGAUGAAGAAAUGACACAAAAAUUGUACCAAAUUAUCCAGGGGAGGAGUAGAAAACCCCAUUUCUUUUUUCCUUGGAGAAAGAUGGAGGGGAAAGGGGAAUAUUGUAUUGUUCUGUAGCAUGCAAGAAAAUGUGAAAAAUAGUAGUACUUUUGCACAAAGGAGAAUACAUAAUUAUAGGUCGCCCUUUCUAAGCAAAGCAAACCCCCUCCACAACAUUUUACCUCUUCCCAAAGUUUUCUUCACCCUUUUUAUCCCCUUUCAUGAACCCUUCUUCUUCACCUUCUUCUCAACUUCACCUAUCAUGAAAAAACUCAAGACAUUUCUCUUCCAGAUUGGGUGGCUUCAUAAACAGCUACAACAGAUUGGGUGGCUUCAUACUCACCAUUUAAGAAGUUUUGGUCUAGAAUUCGAUCGCACCACCGUAGAAACAGUACUCUUCUCUACUCUUCCUUCUCCUUCUUGAUGUUGCUUACGUAGGUUCAUAGUAGUUCAUGGUGUAGUAAAUGUCUCGAUAUCUGUGUUAACUGUAUGUUGUGGUUGAAUUUUUUUUUGUUAUAGGAACCACGAGAGGGAAAGGGGGCAUAUAUGUGUUGUACGAGGAUGUCAAGGCAUGUUCUUGUGAGGAUGUUCAUGUUCUCUGGUCUAGCCUCGUGGAAACCCAUUUGGUAUCAUCUUAAUAUUCAUGUCAUGAAAACGAAAAAAUUUCAUGUAAGGAACCAAAUGUUCAAUGUGUUCAUGGAGAAGGAUUUUCCUUAAGCUUGACUUUAAGUUAUAUUAUAUGAUACAAUCGGCGUUUUUAUGAUAUUUUAUUUUUCUUUAUCUACAUUAUUUAUUUGCGACAUUUGUGCUAACUUAUAUUGUGUGUUCUCAAUAUUAUUGAAAAAGACUCAAAGGGAAAAAAUGUACAUGUUUUGAGAACUAUUGUAGAUCAAAAGUAAACAUAAUUUUAUUAUCAUGGGUAGACUAUUGUGUGACAAAAAAUAAUUAAUUUUUUAUGUCGAGUUUCCAUUCCUUAAUGGAACGGGGAAAAAUGAUCCACCUUAUUCACAACAACACUUCUUACAUGAAUAGGUGUUUGCCAUAGGGGUAAUGACUACUUUCUGAACACAAUAUGAGUAUAGACCUCAUAUGCUUUUGUUAAUGAAGAAAUAUUAUGUUAUGGUAUUACUAGUAAUCGAGUAUCAAACUCGUCCUCCACAGAGUGACAGAAUUUAUUAUUCAUAUAAUUUCACGAUCUGUCCAUCUAUCUUUCUCAUCUAGUAAAGCUACAUAAAGGGAAGUUGGAUAAUUUUCAAGUAUGAGGUUGAAAGAGACAUAUUCAUUGUAUGGAUGUACACAAUUUGAGGGUAAGGAAACAUGAAAAGUGCAAUGGUAUAAAAGAACUGCUAAACGUAUGUGUUAUUGAAUUGUUGUUCUUGUAGUACAAGUUUACAACCAUUUGUUACAACAAAGUGAUGUUGAAAGUAAGGGAAAAAGUAAUAGAAUUGGAGAUUUGGCGGUACACAUUUAACAAAAAUAGAAAUAGUCAAUGAGUAGCAAAGAUGUCACCACUACUUAUCAUGCCCUCGCAAGUGAAGCCUUGAAGAGGUCAAACUUGGUGUAGAACCGCUAAAAGGGAAGACGUGGUAAGGGCUUCAUGAGAACAUACGCUAAUUGGCCAGGAGAAGGAAGAUAGUGAACAUAAAGUUUUUGUUUGUUGACGCCAUCUCGAACAAAAUGGAACUCGAUCUCCAUGUGUUUGGACCAGUUGUGGAAGACAGAAUUGUGGGCCAGAUAACUUUCUAAGCAAUAGUUUCCAAAGCAUGAUUGUGGGGUUGAGUUUAUCCCCCUUACCUUCUCAAAUCAUUAUAGAGUGAUGGUAGUCCCAACAAUCCCUAGAAAGAGAUUCCCUAAGUAUUUUUUUCCUUUGACAUGUGGAUCCAACAUAACGACUAUGAUACUUAGUUAAGAAAUGUAUGGACUGAUUAAUCAUAUGGGCCCCAAUUUUUUUGAAUAAGAAGGAGUUCUAUGCUUUGAAGCAUGAGCUUAAGUAGCUCAAUCACAAUGAGUUUUAUAAUAUAUAUGGUAGAGUGAAAGAGGUAGAAUUUAAAAUGAAGGAGUUGCAUGUUCUUUCCCUUCAUAACCAUAUAAAAAAUUCUUAUAGCAAGGUGAAUGAUGCAACAUAAGAAUUUAGGGUGAUGCAACAAGCUGAAGAAAGAUUUUUUAGGCAGAGGUAUCAGAUACAGUGGCGCACCCUUGAGGAUUCAAAUACUUCUUACUUUCGUAAGACCGUAAAAUUAAGAAUGCCUAGAAGCAAAUAAGAAAGCUAGUAUUAGAGUCUGAUACAGUUGUAACUGAGGAAGAGCAAAUUGCUAAGGAGGUUAUAGAGUUCGACAAGAAUUUGUAUGGGGCGAAAAAUGAAGCGGUCCAUCCAAAUAGAGCCAUAAUAAGUUUAUUUGUGAGGAAACAAGUUAGUUGACAUGGCAAACAAGCUCUUUGUGCAAAGCUUACAAACCAAGAGAUAAAGGGAAGUUCUCUUCUUAAUGGAUCCUACAAAGGCUCUGGCUCUGAUGGCUAGUCAGUGGGAUUUUAUAAAACAUGUUGGAGUGUUGAUGGUAAGGAUGUGUGUGCAGGAGUGAAGGAGUUAUUUGGAGACAAGAGAAUCCCUCGAGGUAUUAAUAAUGCCUCUUUAACACAUGCUCCUAAAACACCUAAUGCUUAUACUAUGCCAACUUUUUAUACCUAUUGCUUGCAUUAACGUGCUAAAUAAGAUAAUCUCUAAGGUGUUAGCUAAUAGGAUCCAACUGGUCUUGCUUAGCAUUAUUAGUCAUAACAACUAGAAGGCUUUUGAUUCUGUCGACUAGACCAUUUUUCUGUGCAAUGAAGGUGAAAUAAUUCACAAUAAAUUUUAUUCAAUGGA